ACACAAAAAAAACUACGUUCUCUUCUUCUCUUAUAUGCAUUCCUCUUUUAAUUGUCUCGCAUCAGUUCCAUUACCAUCUCUCUUUGAUCUCCUUGCUCCUUCAUCAAACCCAUAUCUCUUUCUCUGUGUAAAUUCUCCCCUGAAUUCGACUCUGUUUUUUCCUCUGUAACUGUAGCCAAUUCGAAAUUCUGGAAACGCUUCAAAAGAGUUUCGAAUUCGUCAAAAAAUUAAGGUUUCAAGAGAAUGACAACAGAGGAAAGAGAUGAAGUCCCACGCUCUGUUAACAGCUCCAACUUCCGUGAAAGAAUCAGAGAAAUCAAGUGGGCUUCUCUAGCUAAAACGAGUAAGCAAUGGCUUAGAAACCCACUCAACAUGGCUCUCUUCUUGUGGAUCUUUGUAGUUGCUGUCUCUGGUGCCAUUCUCUUCAUGGUUAUGACCGGUAUGUUAAACAGUGUUCUACCCAAAAAGUCACAGAGAGAUGUCUGGUUUGAAGUUAACAACCAAAUCCUCAACGCAUUGUUUACUCUCAUGUGUUUGUACCAACACCCGAAACGGUUUUACCACCUCGUGCUUCUCUGUAGAUGGAAGGGAGAUGAUGUCACGACGCUUAGGAAGGUAUACUGCGAAAAGGGGAGUUGCAAGCCUAAUGAGUGGUGUCACAUGAUGGUUGUUGUUCUCUUGCUUCACUUAAACUGUUUCGCUCAGUAUGCGCUUUGUGGACUUAACUUAGGGUUUAGAAGAUCAGAGAGACCUCCUGUUGGUGUGGCUAUUUGUGUUUCCGUUGCAAUAGCGGCUCCUGCUGCUGCUGGUUUGUACACUAUCCUUAGCCCUCUUGGGAAAGAGUAUGAUUCUCCUCAAGGAGAUGAGGAGAAUCAAGUGCAGGGUGUUAGUAAUCGGAAGGUAUCUCUUGAAAGGAGAUAUUCAUUUGCUUCAAGAAAUGAGAGUAGUCCUGAAUGGAGAGGUGGAGUUCUUGAUAUAUGGGAAGAUAUAACAGUUUCAUACCUCUCACUGCUUUGUACUUUCUGUGUGUUUGGUUGGAACAUGGAGAGGAUUGGGUUUGGGAACAUGUAUGUACACAUUGCGACUUUUGUUCUCUUCUGUUUAGCUCCUUUCUUUAUAUUCAACUUGGCUGCUAUAAACAUUGAUAACGAGAUGGUAAGGGAAGGGCUUGGAUACACUGGGAUUGUGCUUUGUUUGUUUGGUUUGCUAUACGGUGGUUUUUGGAGGAUACAGAUGAGGAAGAGGUUUAAGUUGCCGAGUUAUGAUUUCUGUUGUGGGAGGCCUGCGGUUGCUGAUUGUACGCUUUGGUUGUUUUGUUGCUGGUGCUCUUUGGCUCAGGAAGUCAGGACUGCUAAUGCUUAUGAGAUUGUGGAGGAUAAGCUUUGUAAAAGAAGAGAAAAUGAGAGCAACGUUGAUGAAGAAGAUGGUGUCAUGGAUCCUAGUUGCUUGCCUGAGAAGAUGGACACAAGGAUGGCUAGUUCUUCUUCUCUUAGCCAGAGUAAACUGAAAGGUGAUGAAGCUCUAAGUCCACCUUCUACUCCAUUCAUACACAGAGAAGCUACUUAGAAGUUAAAUGUACGCUUUGGUUGGAGCUUUUUUGGUUUUGAAGGUAAUAGUAAACAUGUAAAAACCAGUUUUUACUAUGGAACCGUUUAUACGGUUCAUGCAUAUCUUUAACUUCAAAAUUCUAAUGGA
Messenger RNA from Eruca vesicaria subsp. sativa (arugula), 1695 nucleotides. NCBI's taxonomy places the organism in Eukaryota, Viridiplantae, Streptophyta, Magnoliopsida, Brassicales, Brassicaceae. The record is from the annotation of a GenBank genome assembly.